AUGGAGAUGCCAACCAGCGUGGCCACUCUGAGGGCUGGCGCUCGCAGCGCGGUAGCCACUUGGCUCUGGGCUUCCAAGCACAGAGUCUGGCAACAAGCUCAGGUGCGACAUUGUGGGAAAAAACUGUGGGGCCAUCGAGGCCAAAUAAGUUUAUCCAUCAGAAACAGCCUUUGCGAGAGCGAAGCACUCCUGUCUGACCAAGUGCUCAGCGUAUGCAGGCCAGCACACACCAUGUGA
Molecule: messenger RNA, 237 nt
Organism: Aspergillus pseudonomiae
Lineage: Eukaryota; Fungi; Ascomycota; Eurotiomycetes; Eurotiales; Aspergillaceae
Exons: 3
Coding region: 1-237 (78 amino acids)
Source: RefSeq, a predicted model, not a curated record